This is a messenger RNA of Pleurotus ostreatus (oyster mushroom), 615 nucleotides long. RefSeq lists its product as uncharacterized. Lineage: Eukaryota; Fungi; Basidiomycota; Agaricomycetes; Agaricales; Pleurotaceae. Gene Ontology annotation, molecular function: L-methionine (R)-S-oxide reductase activity; protein binding. Gene Ontology annotation, cellular component: cytosol. The transcript is spliced from 3 exons. Bases 1 to 615 code for a protein of 204 amino acids. The record is from RefSeq and is a predicted model, not a curated record.
AUGCCUCACGCAGAUUCAGCUUUGAUUCCCAAAGGCCUACAAACCAAAGCAGAAUUCUGGCAGACCGCUUACUCGCAGCUGCAGGGACUGUUGCAUGACCAACGAAAUUGGGUUUCCAACCUCAGCAACUCAGCAUCACUGAUAUACAACGCCCUUGGUGAUUCCCCAUUGCAUGAUCCUAAGACCACAAACUGGGUUGGCUUCUACAUACGCUCAUCGUUGUUCCCUGUUCCGAGGCUGUCGCCGUCAACGGUACCCACGGAUGAUGUGCAAAAUCAUGAUGAAAUGUUGCUACUAGGUCCGUUCUGCGGUAGGCCCGCAUGUCAGUCCAUCAACAUAUCGCCGGGGAAAAGAAGAGGCGUCUGCGCAGAUGCUUUCAUCAAGAAGCAGUCGGUGUUAGUACCCGAUGUUGAGGCAUAUCCAGGGCACAUCGCUUGCGAUGGGGAAACCAAGAGCGAAAUAGUGGUACCACUGAUCCUCCUCCUUGAUGACGGGCAAAGCCGCGUAGUCGGAGUGUUUGACCUGGAUAACACGGCAUUAUCAGGUUUCGACGAAGAAGAUCAGAGAGGGCUGGAAAAGAUUGCCAACUUGGUGGUAAACUCGAGCGAUUGGUAG